CACUGCGCUCUCCGGUCUAUUCUUAAUCAGACGGGCAGUCGGUGGGGGCACGUCUGAUUAGAAAUCUACUUUUUAGGGACUCAAUUUACAAAUUAAAGGAUUACUACGCAAGUGACCAAAUAAGGGGACGUGUAGCCUACUCUUCCCUAUGACCAAUAAUUAUUUAUUAUACGAGGUUCCAUACUUUGGACGAGUAUGCGCUAUGUUUUUCAUUAUUGUUUAAGAGCCUUUAAACAAUUUUAAAGGUUUGUGUUUUCUCGGUUUAUAAAAAAAGUUUCGAAGGUUUUCUAAUAGCCUACGGUUUAGAAAACCUGUCAUCGAAAGGAAAAACUUUCGAUACACAAGUCGCUACCACACAGCCGGAAUAAGGAACAAAAGCAUCUGUACCAACAACACAGGCGGUGUUGCCGCCACACUUCAAAGCGAAAUAACCUGUUCAAUUUGUCAAUGACUUUCAUACCUCUUCUGCUUUGGCUCAGUGAACAGACAUCCUGAGCAAGAACCAACGAAAGCUCAUUUGAACUCUUAUUUUAUGCAUACAUAGCUAAUUUGUAACUGUUUAAGUUACAAAGACUGCCUUGAACCACUAGGCUAUUUAUUUUAUAAAGGAAGAAAAUAACAUUUGUCUGAAGCUCUCCAAUCUCUUUGGUUUCCUCAACAGCGCAUGUGUUUUUGCUAAGUUUACUGCACAUUUCGAGUUUCUUGACAAGCAAAGCACUACACCCGAAGCUGGAGUUACCAGACCAUUGUUCUGUUUCGAAGAGCGGACCCCUUUGUCUUCCACCGCCAAGAUGAGUGUGAACAUCUCCUCUCCCGCCCCUGCACCUACUCGUCCCCUGCGGCUGAAGCGGCUGGAGCUGGACGACCCUCAGGAUGACACAGAGGCCCUGAAAUGCAAGCGUCACCGGCUGAGCCUUCCACCAUCAUCCCCUGGCCUGGCCCCCUGCCUGAGGCCCCUGAGCCACAGUCCGGGCUCCGACCAGCACUGUGUGUCCUGCAUUGGUCCCUACGUCCUGCUAGAACCCACAGAGGGGACAGAGACCUACAGGGCCAUCCACAGGGUUACGGAGCAGGAGUACACCUGCAAGGUGUUCUCUAUGAGGCGGUACCAGGAGUUCAUCGCCCCCUACAUUCGCCUGCUGCCCCACGACAACAUCUGCCGCAUCGCUGAGGUGGUGACGGGCGAGCACAGCGUCUUCGUCUUCUUUCAGCGCAACUACGGCGACAUGCACUCAUACGUGCGCACGUGCAAGUGGCUCCAGGAGGAGGAGGCGGUUCAUCUCUUCAGCCAAAUGGCGGUGGCGGUGGCACACUGUCACAAGCAUGGCGUGGUCCUGCGCGACCUCAAGCUGCGCAAGUUUGUCUUCGUGGACCAGCAGAGGACCAAGCUUGUUCUUCAUAACCUGGAAGACUCCUGUCUGCUCCACGGGGACGACGACUCUCUUACGGACAAGCACGGCUGCCCGGCCUACGUGGGUCCCGAGAUCCUCAACUCGCACCACUCGUACUCAGGGAAGGCUGCUGAUGUCUGGAGCCUGGGCGUGGUGCUGUACACCAUGCUGGUGGGUCGAUACCCGUUCCAGGAUGUGGAACCCGCCGCCCUCUUUAGUAAGAUACGCCGGGGGACGUUCACAGUGCCAGAGUCGCUCUCGGUGCGGGCCAAGUCGCUGGUGUGCUGCAUGCUGCGUAAAGCACCCUCUGAGAGACUGGAGGCCUCGGAACUGCUGCUCCACCCAUGGCUGAACUGUUCCAACAACACAACACCUCCCAACACGCACCUCAACGCCAGGAACUGCACUGACCAAGUGGUCCCCAGCUACACAGAAGCGACUGAGGACACGGGCUGUUUCUAGAAUAAAAAGAAAAAUGUCCUCUGUCCUUUGUCGCAGUGAUGCAAGUACAGCAGUAUAAUCUCCGUAGAGGGAAUACUGGUAAUGCAGGGGUUUUUCCUACCUACCUUACAUGUUUGGUGACACUUAAGAAACAUAACAUAGUCAAAUGGCAUUACAAAUUGCUAAUGUCUAACUGCAGUUUGGUAUCAAUGUUGUCAAAGCUUUGUUAAUCUGUUGUUAGACAUUAGCAUGUAUAGAUGUUGAAGUUGUGCUUUUGAAGAAGUUGUGAACGUGUUAUGCAGGGCCCUUAAUCGAAAUUGAUACCAAAUGUAUUAUAUAGUUCUGUGUCAUGAAGCAUGUGUUUGUUUAGGUAGUGACAUUGCUGUUCCGCAAAGCAGUAACUACUAACUACUGGAUCUCCUGGCCACAUGUGUAACAGACGCCUCCUUCCAGUUAGAUGUACAUCUGCUUUUCUAGGGUCCAAUGCAGUUAUUUCCACACUGCAGUGUAACAUCAAGAAAAGCGCUUUUCAAAAGCUACCCAACUAUUGUGCUUUAACCAAUGGAAAUUGUUUUGUUGACUCAAUGGGAAUCACAGGUGAAAACAGUCCUCCAGAUACCUUGCCCCAUAUAGAAGGAGUCUGUCUAGCAGUAUUCCCCUUUCGCAGAAAGCAGUAAUUUCACCAAUUUUUGAUCGUGAGCAACUCAGUUGGGAACACUAAAUUGAAGAUGUAUACUGAACAAAAAUGGAAACGCAACAAUUUCAAAGAUUUUACUGAGUAACAGUUCAUAGAAGGAAAUCCGUCAAUUGAAAUAAAUUCAUUAGGCCCUAAUCUAUGGACUUCACAUGAUUGGGCAGGGGCGCAGGAGGAGCCCACUGCGGAGCCAGGCCCAGCCAAUCAGAAUGUGUUUUUCCCCACAAAAGGGCUUUAUUACAGACAGAAAUACUCCUCAGCU
Coregonus clupeaformis (lake whitefish) is the source of this 2788-nucleotide messenger RNA. Its product is annotated as tribbles homolog 2. Gene Ontology annotation, cellular component: nucleus. The transcript is spliced from 4 exons. The record is from RefSeq and is a predicted model, not a curated record. NCBI's taxonomy places the organism in Eukaryota, Metazoa, Chordata, Actinopteri, Salmoniformes, Salmonidae. Bases 792 to 1853 code for a protein of 353 amino acids. Gene Ontology annotation, molecular function: mitogen-activated protein kinase kinase binding; protein kinase activity; ATP binding. Gene Ontology annotation, biological process: protein phosphorylation; regulation of MAP kinase activity; positive regulation of proteasomal ubiquitin-dependent protein catabolic process.